UAAUUAGCCCACAUAAUAAAAGGGUACAUAUGGGCCUGUUAAAAUAUCAGUGGGCCCAAGACGAUAACAUAAUUAUUUGCGCUGUCUAAUUACGGAUGUGCCACUCCCACGCAUCGCGCGAUUUGGCUGUAGCAAUCCUCCGUAGACAGUCACAGAGAGCAUCUUAUUCGUCUUCUUCACUUACCGGACUAAGCACGAAGCAGCUCCUAUAGGUGAAAAUGUGUUACUCUCUCUCUUUACAAUCGUCAAUCGACUUCCACAACCGCAACGCUCUCAAUGUCCAUGGAAAUCGAGCAAUUUUUUCUUCAAGCUUAGCUACUUUGGGGUUUCCGUCGUUGCCAGAGCGAGAUCGUCGGAGAAAGUUGUACCUCUGCCACGGGAGCGGCGUAGGCUCGUCGAGAUUCGACGGAAACAUUUCCGUUAAGCUACGCGGUAUUCCGCGUCAUCGAUCAAGAGUGUCCUGCAGCGAUGCUCGCCGUAUGCCGGACGAUCGGCACGACGCGAAAGAGACGGCGGUGGAAUUGACGGCGCGACCUGAUUUUUCGGAAUUUAUAACGUCGGAGAGGGUUAAAGUGGUCGCGAUGCUCGCGCUUGCCCUGGCGCUAUGCAAUGCGGACCGCGUUGUGAUGUCCGUCGCGAUUGUGCCUCUUUCGCUUUCUCGUGGAUGGAGCAAGUCGUUUUCCGGUAUCGUUCAGUCAUCGUUCCUAUGGGGAUACCUAAUUUCACCAAUAGCCGGCGGAACUUUGGUGGACCGUUAUGGCGGUAAGGUAGUCAUGACGUGGGGAGUGGCUUUGUGGUCGUUGGCUACAUUCCUUACCCCUUGGGCUGCUGAUACUUCUCUGUGGGCUCUGCUUGCUGCAAGAGCUAUGGUUGGUGUUGCUGAAGGAGUGGCUCUUCCUUGUAUGAACAACAUGGUUGCGAGAUGGUUUCCCCCAACAGAACGUUCUAGGGCUGUAGGCAUUGCAAUGGCGGGGUUUCAGCUUGGGAAUGUAGUUGGACUCCUGCUGUCUCCUAUUCUGAUGUCUCAAGGCGGUAUCUAUGGCCCAUUUGUGAUUUUUGGGUUAUCAGGGUUCUUGUGGAUGCUCGUUUGGCUAUCUGCUACGUCGAGUACGCCAGAUCGGCAUCCUCAGAUUACAAAGUCUGAGCUCGAGUACAUUAACCAGAAGCGGCGAGCAUCUACUAGGGAGAACAGACGAAACACCACAAGCGUAAUACCUCCUUUUAGACGCCUACUCUCCAAGAUGCCUACUUGGGCUGUUAUAGUUGCAAAUUCCAUGCAUAGCUGGGGUUUCUUUGUGCUUCUUUCAUGGAUGCCGAUCUACUUCAAUUCAGUGUAUCAUGUGAACCUCAAACAAGCUGCUUGGUUUAGUGCCGUUCCGUGGAGUAUGAUGGCUUUCACAGGAUACAUUGCUGGCUUUUGGUCGGACUUGUUGAUACGGCGUGGUACAAGCAUCACCGUAACGCGAAAAAUCAUGCAGUCCAUUGGUUUUAUUGGUCCUGGGAUUGCUCUCAUUGGUCUAACCACAGCAAAACGGCCUUUAAUAGCAUCUGCGUGGCUAAGUUUAGCCGUUGGGCUUAAAUCAUUCAGCCACUUGGGUUUUCUUAUCAAUCUUCAGGAAAUCGCUCCAGAAUAUUCCGGUGUUCUACAUGGAAUGUGUCUGACUGCUGGGACUUUGGCUGCAAUAGUUGGUACAGUUGGAGCUGGUUUCUUUGUAGAACUAUUGGGCUCCUUCCAAGGAUUCAUCCUUCUCACUGCAAUUUUGUACCUACUCUCUGCUCUCUUUUUCAACGUAUAUUCAACUGGAGAAAGAGUCGAUUUUGACACAACAGUACUAAACAACGGUGCUUAUCCACUAUCAAAGAUUAAGCACUGUGCGUUGUUUAGUGCAAGUAGUUAUGUGUGUGUAAGUUGGCAAUGGAAGCUUGCGAGAACAUCUAAGAUGGUUACGAACGUCGGAGAAACUGAAUCAAUAGCUAAAGGGCACGGGAAGAAGAGAAAAGUGAAGGUGCAGUUCUUAGAAAAUGAUCCAUGGUCCCCAGUAGAAAUACAAGGUAGAUUCUCCAUAAUAAGCUCUCAAGUGUCCGUUCAUCUCUUUCCAAAUUCUGCGAUGGCAAACGACAAUAAGAAGGCUGCGACUGGUUUUCCGGAGAAAGUCUCGGCGAAGGCGAACCCGGAGGCCAAUGAAGCUACGGAUAUCGCCGGGAAUAUCAUCUACCACGCCAAGUACAGUCCGCAUUUCUCUCCAUUGAAGUUCGGGCCUGAGCAAGCUCUCUACGCCACAGCAGAGAGCCUUCGCGAUCGUCUCAUUCAGCUGUGGAAUGAGACUUAUCUCCAUUUUAACAAAGUUGAUCCAAAACAAACAUACUACUUGUCAAUGGAGUAUCUCCAAGGUCGUGCUUUGACUAACGCUAUUGGAAAUUUGGACCUUCAAGGUCCAUAUGCUGAUGCACUACGUACUCUGGGUUAUGAGCUUGAGGAGAUAGCCGAGCAGGAGAAAGAUGCAGCUCUGGGAAAUGGUGGUUUGGGCAGACUCGCCUCGUGCUUCUUAGAUUCGAUGGCCACCCUAAAUUUGCCUGCUUGGGGUUACGGGUUGAGGUACAGACAUGGCCUUUUUAAGCAACUAAUCACAAAGAAUGGUCAAGAAGAGGUUGCAGAGGACUGGCUUGAGAAGUUCAGCCCGUGGGAAAUUGCCAGGCAUGAUGUAAUGUUCCCUGUCAGAUUUUUCGGCAGUGUGCAGAUAAAUCCAGAUGGAUCACGGAAGUGGGUAGGCGGCGAUGUUGUACAAGCUCUUGCUUAUGAUGUGCCAAUCCCAGGAUAUAAAACAAAGAACACAAUCAGUCUCCGCCUUUGGGAAGCAAAAGCUAGAGCGGAGGAUCUUGACCUUUUUCGGUUCAACGAAGGAGAGUAUGAAUUGGCUGCGCAGCUAGAUUCCCGAGCUCAACAGAUUUGCACUGUCUUAUAUCCAGGAGAUGCUACCGAGAAUGGGAAGCUAUUGCGAUUGAAACAGCAGUUCUUUCUCUGCAGUGCUUCGCUUCAGGAUAUUAUAUCAAGAUUUAACGAGAGGAACACCGGUGAAGGCAGCCGGAAAUGGUCAGAGUUUCCAAGUAAAGUUGCUGUUCAAAUGAAUGACACACACCCAACUCUUGCAAUCCCUGAGCUCAUGCGAUUGCUAAUGGAUGACAAUGGACUUGGAUGGGAUGAAGCUUGGGAUGUGACAUCAAGGACCGUUGCUUACACUAAUCACACCGUCCUUCCUGAAGCCUUAGAGAAAUGGUCACAAUCUUUGAUGUGGAAGCUUCUUCCUCGUCAUAUGGAGAUCAUAGAAGAGAUCGAUAAGAGGUUUGUGCAAACCAUACGCAACACCCGUGUAGAUCUCGAGGACAAGCUUUCAACUUUGAGCAUCUUAGAUAAUAACCCGCAGAAGCCAGUUGUGAGAAUGGCUAACUUAUGUGUUGUAUCCUCGCACACGGUGAAUGGUGUUGCUCAGUUACACAGUGAUAUCUUAAAGGCUGAGUUAUUUGGAGACUAUGUCUCUAUUUGGCCAAACAAGUUUCAAAACAAGACUAAUGGCAUCACACCUCGAAGGUGGCUUCGUUUCUGCAACCCUGAGCUCAGUAAAAUAAUCACAAAGUGGUUGAAGACUGACAAAUGGAUCACCGAUCUUGACCUACUAACGGGUCUUCGGCAGUUUGCGGAAAAUGAGGAACUCCAAUCUGAGUGGGCUUCCGCAAAGGCGGCCAACAAGCAACGUUUGGCUCAGUAUAUAGAGCGUGUGACUGGUGUAAGUAUUGAUCCAAACAGCUUGUUUGACAUACAAGUUAAGCGUAUCCACGAAUACAAGAGGCAGCUUCUGAACAUUCUUGGAGUAAUAUACGACUUCAUCUCUCUAAAGGGGAUGAAGCCUGAAGAAAGGAAGAAAGCAGUUCCUCGUACUGUCAUGGUUGGGGGUAAAGCCUUUGCAACCUAUACAAAUGCCAAACGGAUAGUGAAGCUAGUGAAUGAUGUGGGUAACGUUGUUAACAGCGAUCCAGAGGUCAACGAAUACCUAAAGGUGGUAUUUGUUCCAAACUACAAUGUCACUGUAGCAGAGAUACUUAUACCCGGAUGCGAUCUAUCUCAGCACAUCAGCACAGCAGGCAUGGAGGCAAGUGGUACCAGCAAUAUGAAAUUCGCUCUCAACGGUAGCCUUAUCAUAGGAACCCUUGAUGGAGCAAAUGUUGAGAUAAGAGACGAGAUUGGCGAAGAAAACUUCUUUCUCUUUGGUGCAACAGCCGACCAGGUCCCUCGACUCCGCAAAGAAAGAGAAGACGGGCGGUUCAAGCCAGAUCCUCGGUUCGAAGAGGUGAAGAAGUUUGUCAAAAGUGGAGUGUUUGGGAGCUACGAUUACGGUCCGCUCCUGGAUUCUCUUGAGGGUAACACAGGUUAUGGACGUGGUGAUUACUUCCUGGUUGGGCAUGACUUCGCGAGCUACAUGGAUGCUCAGGGCAAAGUUGAGGAAACUUUCAAGGACCGAAAGAAAUGGCUGAAGAUGUCGAUAUUGAGCACAGCCGGAUCCGGAAAAUUCAGCAGUGACCGUACAAUAGCUCAGUAUGCCAAAGAGAUUUGGAACAUUGAGGCCUGUCCUGUUCCCUAAGCUGUUCUACCGUUCGCACAGAUCCUACCUUCCUUACCAAGGCAUCUCCACAUCCACACAGCUCCAGAGUCGAUGUAUGUCUUAUAUAUGGAUAUUCGUAAGAAUAUAACCUAUAUGAAAUAAGUAAUGAACCUAUUCGUAUAUAAAUCUUGUUGUUUGCAAUAUUGUUAAUUUUGCUCAAUAAAACGGUUCGAUACUUCUAUAAAAUAUGAAUGACACUGGUGUAUUCGAUUAUGUAUUGUCCCAAAUUUAACUCGUUAUUGUUGAUCACACUUGAUUGGAUAUUUUAUUUUGCAUACACUGUAUCUGAAUUGUGGUUAUUUGUUUCUACAGCUAGUGAGCUUCGGACUAAAUUUCUGAACUGAAAGCCAAACCAAAAUUUAUAUGAAUAGCUGAUUCAUACCAAAAUUGUUCGAAAUAAUAAUAAUAAAAAAAGCAUAUUCCAUGAAAAAAGAGUAGUUGUUG
Messenger RNA from Thlaspi arvense, 5099 nucleotides. NCBI's taxonomy places the organism in Eukaryota, Viridiplantae, Streptophyta, Magnoliopsida, Brassicales, Brassicaceae. The record is from the annotation of a GenBank genome assembly.